Molecule: messenger RNA, 219 nt
Organism: Halteromyces radiatus
Lineage: Eukaryota; Fungi; Mucoromycota; Mucoromycetes; Mucorales; Cunninghamellaceae
Exons: 2
Coding region: 1-219 (72 amino acids)
Source: RefSeq, a predicted model, not a curated record
AUGGUCUUAAAGUCAUCCAUUGUCCUUGCUGUUCUUGCAUGUGCUAUCUCAAGCGCAUUAGCUAAGAAACAACCUGAUACGGACAAGGCUCAAGGUGACAGAGCUAAAGUUCCUGAAGGUGAUUAUGAUACUCUCGGUAGUCUUGGUGGUCUUCUUGGCGAGCAUAUGGAUGCUGAUGACAACGGCAGUAAUGACAUAGAUGGUAAUGGAAAAGCAUGA